AACAGCCUCGACACUUGCCAUGCUGCAAGCAAAAGGCAGUCCCAGACGCUGUCGAGCAGCGUCGUAACUCCAUUUGUGGCACAUCGAUCAGGGCCGGCCGCGGCGCCAUCGCUGCGUGACCGUAGCGGCGGGAGCAAGGCAGCGAGAGUGCAGCGCUGAGACACGAUGUCCAAGCUCGCCUUCGACUACAGCAAGUGGGACAACCUGGACACGGACGACAGCGACGCCGAAGAGCCGAAAGCACCGAUCCAGGAGGACGACGCCCAGCAAAAGGGCUGGCGGCCGCACGCCGACCCGAUCCUCCAAGUGAAAGAUCUGUCGAAAUUUGUGAUAUCCUACGAACUCGAGGCCGUCUUCGAUGCGCAGGCUUUUGAUAAAGGCACUCCACGCGCCAAAAGAGCAUUACGGGCCGUCCUCAAGGGCAACCUCGCGCGCCUCGACAGUACGUUAGCGUGGGACCACGAUCGGGCCGAGGACGCCUUUUUGAGGGACAUCAAGCCGAACGUUUCCACAACAGAGUGCUGCUACAUCUUGUUCCGGACGAAGACGUGGGCUUUAUUUGUCUGGGCCCCUAGCAAUCACGUCGACGCGGACGCGUAUACCUCAAAGGCGCUGCAGUUGAGGGAGGCGCUGGGCGGGUCCAUACGGAUCCCGAACGUCUUUUCCUGGUUCAAGCACGAGGACGUCGUGUUAGAUAAGAGCGUCACGGACGCGCCGGCCUUAUCUUUAUCAAUAGAACAGGCCGGCGGCGUCGAGGGCGUCGUGCCUCCGGCGGAGCGGUCCAAGGGCGCGGCCGUGCCGAAAAACGUGCCGGACCCGCCGGCGCCGCGGUCGGCGCUCUGAGUUAAGUUGUUGUGCCUAGCG
Pelagomonas calceolata is the source of this 864-nucleotide messenger RNA. The record is from the annotation of a GenBank genome assembly. Lineage: Eukaryota; Pelagophyceae; Pelagomonadales; Pelagomonadaceae.